AACCUCAAAACACGAAAAAAUUAAAUUAAUACAUAUUAUUAUUAUUAUUAAAAAUGGUUAUUGCUAUAGGUUUUGAAGGUAGUGCAAAUAAAUUAGGUAUAGGAAUAAUUAGAAACGAUGAAGUUUUAUCGAACAUUCGAAGAACUUAUAUUACCCCACCGGGGCAAGGUUUUCUACCUAAAGAAACGGCGAUUCAUCAUCGCGAGAACGUUUUGGAAGUCUUAAAAGAAGCCAUCGAUAAAUCAGGAGUAAAAGUCGAAGAUAUUGAUGUGGUAUGUUACACAAAAGGACCUGGAAUGGGAGCUCCUUUAAAUACCGUUGCAAUAGUAGCUCGAACGGUAUCUUUAUUAUGGAAGAAACCACUUUUAGGUGUAAAUCAUUGUAUUGGACAUAUUGAAAUGGGUCGUUUAAUAACAGGUGCUAAAAAUCCAACAGUUUUAUAUGUAAGUGGUGGAAAUACCCAAAUUAUAGCAUAUUCGCGUAAAAAAUAUAGGAUAUUUGGUGAAACCAUUGAUAUAGCAGUUGGAAAUUGUUUGGAUCGUUUCGCAAGGGUUAUAAAGCUUUCAAAUGAUCCAAGUCCGGGUUAUAACAUCGAACAAUUAGCUAAGAAGGGCGAAAAAUACGCUCACUUACCUUAUUGUGUAAAAGGCAUGGACGUCAGUUUUUCAGGAAUUUUAACUUACAUAGAAGAAAAAAUCGAUUUUCUUUUAAAACAAGGUUACUCUGAAGCAGAUUUAUGUUAUUCGCUACAAGAAACCGUUUUUGCUAUGUUAGUUGAAACCACAGAAAGAGCGAUGGCUCAUUGUGGUUCUAGUGAAGUCUUAAUUGUUGGCGGUGUUGGAUGCAAUGAACGAUUACAGGAAAUGAUGAAUCAAAUGUGUAUUGAGAGAGGAUCCAAAUUGUUCGCAACAGAUGAACGUUUUUGUAUUGAUAAUGGAAUUAUGAUUGCCCAUGCUGGAGCUGAAAUGUUUAAAAGUGGUACUAGAAUGAAAUGGGAAGAUUGUACAAUUACCCAAAGGUUUAGAACUGAUGAUGUUGAUGUAACUUGGAGAGAUGAUUAAAUUUAAAUGUUAUUUUGA
Onthophagus taurus is the source of this 1079-nucleotide messenger RNA. RefSeq names its product Probable tRNA N6-adenosine threonylcarbamoyltransferase Tcs3 (gene Tcs3). Gene Ontology annotation, biological process: tRNA threonylcarbamoyladenosine modification. The record is from RefSeq and is a predicted model, not a curated record. Gene Ontology annotation, cellular component: cytoplasm; EKC/KEOPS complex. NCBI's taxonomy places the organism in Eukaryota, Metazoa, Arthropoda, Insecta, Coleoptera, Scarabaeidae.